CCGAACAGAGAAUUUUCUCACCAAAUCUCUAGUCUGCUCUGCUGCUCGAUAAAUGCAGAAUUGAAGGUGAUUUACAUCUUCCUUUCAGCAUCCUGUGUAAAUAAUCAGCACUGAUAAUAUUUCACUUCAAUAAUUAUCGAGUUUAUCAACAAAUUUGCUGAUUUAUAAAAGCGGCUGUUGAUUUAUUACGUAAUUCCUACUUGGUGUACUGAAUAUGAUGCUGCAGCCGAUUUAGUGUUAGAUUGAAUAUCCAAAAAUAUGAUUUUCAUCUUAUCUUCUUUAAUCUGCAAGGAAUAAAAAUUAUUAAAACAACCAUUGAAAAAUGAAAAAGUGUGAUUUUUCUACAGGAAUUUUUCAACUGUGCAAUAGAAAGCUUUACUGACGUGUUUAUCAAUAACGUUACAUCACAGGAACUGCUACAUCUUGGAAAAUGACUGAGGAAUCUUGGAUCUGUUGAAAAAAAAUCAUGAUCUUUAAAUACAUUUGAUUGCAUGUAUACAUAUUGAGUGCAACGAAUGCAUUUUUUAAUGGGAUAUGAAAGUCAAGAACGAAGUUACAAGUGAUUGCAAAAAGGCAAAGAUCUGUGUAACACCAUCAAAGAGCAUGGUAAACAAUCAGCAAGGAAGCAAGUAUCGAUUAUGUGAAAGAAAAGCAAAGUCUAAGUCACCUUUAAAUAACAGCUUGCAAGGUAGAAGGAAUAUUUUGAAAAAGCAACUGAGACAAUCAUCAAGCAGAAAACAUUGGCAACUUUUCAAUGGAUUUGAUGACGAUAUAGCCUCUUACGAUGGUUUUCAGAAUCAAUCAGAUAACGAAAACAUCACAAAACAAGCAAUCAACGAAAAAGCAUAUACAAUCUCAUCGAGCUCUACAGAGAAAAGAUGUUCGAAUGCUCAAAGACAAUCACAGGCAAUCAACCCAAUACCAACGUUAUAUUAUAAAAUAGAAGUUGAUGUCAAAGUUCCAGUUGUUAUGUGA
Messenger RNA from Chironomus riparius, 975 nucleotides. The record is from the annotation of a GenBank genome assembly. NCBI's taxonomy places the organism in Eukaryota, Metazoa, Arthropoda, Insecta, Diptera, Chironomidae.